AUGGACACGUACAUUGACGGCCGGUUUGAGCGCCUGGAAAAGGCUCUUGCGACGCUGAUUGACUCGGUCACGAAAUAUCAUCCCUCGGCAAUUCAGGCAGAGGAGCUCAAGGCUGCUGACAAUGAACUCUGCAAAGGGCUCGAACAAGUGGAAAUACAUCAGAACAACCACCUCAAGAUCCUGCAGCUUCGCCAGCUAUCCACGUCUCUAGAUGCGCAGAUCCGCGAGACGCUCAGCUCACUUGCAACGACGCGAAAAGACAUUGUCAAUACCCAAGUCACCAUCUACCCUUCCGAACCAAACUUCCCGAUCCUAUACGAAGAGCUUCUCGGUCAUGCCCGUCGCAUCAGCAAGACGUCUAUGCCACCCGCUGCCAUUCUAAAUGCCAUGGCCGCAACUCAAGAGAGUCAAACACCGUUGCCCGACUCCCAGGCCCAAUCAGCCAUGACGCCCUCCGCGCAAACUCCGAAUCCUAUGCAGAGUCCUGCUCCUACAAACGGCAUCAUCGAACAAUCCGCCCAGCAAGCCCAGGCCUCCUUGCACACGACUCUUCCCGACAAUAUGAAUCAGUUCCUUAAUCCUCUGUCGGGACAGCUAUUCUUUCCCUGGCCGCUUGAAGACAAAAUCCGUUCCGGAGCACUGGCGUCCAAUCAGAUCCUCCUGGAGCAAGGCAUCGACCCUAGAGGCUACGAUCCUGUCGCAGAAGAAGAGCGCAAACGCAAGGAAGAAGAGGAACGCAAAGAGAAGGAAGAAAAGGAGAAGCAAGAGCGUGCCGAGCGCGAGAAGGAGGCGGAACGCCAUCGCCAAGAGAGACAGCGACAGAUUGAAAAACAGCAAGCAGAAUGGCGAAGAGCGAGCACUGCGGUCGGUGCCUCCGGAGACGCAGCCGUUGCCGCACCCCCGAGUGCAAAGGCGGAAAAGAAGCAGUUCCAGUUUACUAACUUGGAUGAUUUGGAUGACGACGACGAUGAAGACUAG
Trichoderma virens Gv29-8 is the source of this 978-nucleotide messenger RNA. RefSeq lists its product as uncharacterized. Lineage: Eukaryota; Fungi; Ascomycota; Sordariomycetes; Hypocreales; Hypocreaceae. Bases 1 to 978 code for a protein of 325 amino acids. Gene Ontology annotation, cellular component: mediator complex. The transcript has 2 exons. The record is from RefSeq and is a predicted model, not a curated record. Gene Ontology annotation, molecular function: transcription coregulator activity. Gene Ontology annotation, biological process: regulation of transcription by RNA polymerase II.